Messenger RNA from Truncatella angustata, 651 nucleotides. RefSeq lists its product as uncharacterized. NCBI's taxonomy places the organism in Eukaryota, Fungi, Ascomycota, Sordariomycetes, Amphisphaeriales, Sporocadaceae. The record is from RefSeq and is a predicted model, not a curated record. The transcript is spliced from 3 exons. The coding region runs from base 1 to 651 and encodes 216 amino acids.
AUGCUUGGAGAAGACUCUCAGAAUGUGGUCGACUGCUACCACCGUCAAUAUGCCCUUAAUUUGACCAAUCCAGUCCAAGUACCACCAGUGGCUACACAAUACAACCAGACAUUAACAGACAACUCCGAAGGACACAAUCCACAAUGGUGUACCCUCGAAGAAACAGAUGAUGGAACGAUCAAUUUUGACUGGUCAACGAUAUUAAAUGAACUACAAAUAAGCGACGGCGAUCACUGUGACACAGACUCCGUUAUGCCACAUUACCAGGCAGUACAAUCAAAUCUCAUUAUCGAGUCCUUUACAACGAAAUGGACAUCCACGACCACCAAGAAGACGAAACAGAGGGAUUCUUCGAUGCUUCCGCAAAUUUCCCCUAGCUACACAAGUUCAGUGACGCAGAGAUUGCAACCAAUAUAUUCACCGGAACCGAUUGGAGUGUACAUUCCAAUCGGCACCUCCUUAGGUGGGCUUGACAAACAUGAUUUACAGAAUGAGGCUACGUAUGACUCAGAUUUCGAUGACAAUGAGUCGCAAAGGCGCCGCCGAUUAGCAAGGCUGAAGCGAAGAAAGGCUGAGAAAUCAUUGAGGGCCAUCAAUUUUAGCCGCCAGGUCAAGCAAGUUCGGCAUUCAAGGAAGAAAUCUCCAGAUUGA